AUGCAAUUAAAACAAAAAAUGCCUCCGAAAGGUAACCAGCCCAGUACCAAGACCAUUCAAAAGGAGAAGCAGAAAAUAAUAGAAGAUCGCACUUUCGGGCUUAAGAACAAAAACAAGUCUAAAAAGGUUCAAGAGUACAUCCAACAAGUCACAAAAAACAUUCAGAAUGCCCGAUAUCCGGGUCAGACACAAAACCGUCAGCAGCAGUCGACGGCUGAGCUGAAUGCAAAGAGAAAGGAAGAGGAAAAGAAGGCACAGAUGCUGGCCAUGCUGCGCUCUUCUCUGAGACAGCCCCCAAUCCCAGAGGGCGCAAAUCCCAAGGACUUCCCUUGCAUCUUCUUCCUUCACAACUGCUGUGAUAAGGGGGACAAGUGCAAGUAUAGCCAUAACAAUGACACGAGUCAUAGAGAGGCUCCAUCUAAGAAGGAGCCUGUUGAAGAGGCGUCUGCAGAAGCCAAGGCCGCUUCCGGAGACGAAGAGAAGAUCAGCGCGCUUUCCCAGGCGCUUGGAAAGCUAGACCUAUACAGGGAUAUGCGCGAACAGCUCAUGGAGUAUAAUGCCAGGCAGCAGGCGAACAAGAGCGGCAAAAACUAUGAGUCCAUUCUCCAGGAGUAUAAGGAAAGGUACCAGACCAGAUUUGGAGACCGCAAGGUGUCCAAGGAGACCUGUCCUAACUAUCUUGCAGCUUGUAAGAAGAGGGAAAUCGGCUGGGGCUUUAAGUGCCCGCAGGAAGAAAAGACCGGCUACUGUGAGUUUCGACAUUGUCUACCUCCCGGAUACGUCAUAGAGGAGAAGAAGAAGGUGGAGGUCAUCGAUAAAGACUUAGAUUACGUUGAGAUCGAGGAAGAUAUCGAACGACGCAGAAAUGAAAUCACGUCUGGAACCCCUGUCAACCCAACCACGUUCGCUGAGUGGAAGAAAAAGCGCCUUGAAGCCAAGAAGGCUAUAGAACAAGAAAACAUCACCAGAGUGGAAAACAUACUCAAGCAAAGGGGUGGUGAGCACUAUCAGGGCCUCACAGGCCGCGCCAUCUUUGAGAACAUAGGGCGUAUCAGUGGAAUGGAGGACGUUGCCGCUGAACAGAACAAGGAAGAAAUCGACGAAUGGCUCAAGAACCGGGAGGACAUUGAAGAAGUUGAGAAGGAGGCAGAACAGAGCGCUGGGCAGCCCCUCGACACCGAGUAA
Messenger RNA from Giardia duodenalis, 1185 nucleotides. RefSeq names its product Zinc finger domain. Gene Ontology annotation, cellular component: cytosol. Gene Ontology annotation, molecular function: mRNA binding; metal ion binding. NCBI's taxonomy places the organism in Eukaryota, Fornicata, Diplomonadida, Hexamitidae. Gene Ontology annotation, biological process: cytoplasmic translation. The record is from RefSeq and is a predicted model, not a curated record. The transcript has a single exon. The coding region runs from base 1 to 1185 and encodes 394 amino acids.